Molecule: messenger RNA, 3267 nt
Organism: Thunnus maccoyii (southern bluefin tuna)
Lineage: Eukaryota; Metazoa; Chordata; Actinopteri; Scombriformes; Scombridae
Gene: fndc7a
Product: fibronectin type III domain containing 7a
Exons: 14
Coding region: 13-2472 (819 amino acids)
Molecular function (GO): protein binding
Source: RefSeq, a predicted model, not a curated record
AACGCUGAAGGCAUGAGGACAACACAGUUAAAGAUGCUAAAACUUUUGCUUUUAUCGGCCUUCGUAGAGAUAUGUGCUGCUAAAAAUGACAUCACUUUGUCAGUGUUUACGGUCACGUCAAAGAGUAUGACAGUGCAGUGGAGUGGACAUACUGGUGCCAGCUCCUACAAGAUCACAGCAACACCUAAGAACUCUCCAGAGCGGCCGGUCUUUGCUCAGUUCAGUGGCAACUCUGUGAUGGGCUCAGUCAACUCCCUGUCACCAAACACGGUGUACACGAUGCAGUUAGAAGCCAUGGACAAUGCUCUCAAUGUCCUCAGCAGUGCAGCAACUGAGGAGACAACAGCUCCUGAAGUCCCCAGCAUUGAGCAGGCCUACUCCAAGCACAGCGACAGCAUCACUGUGGAGUUCACUGAGGUUUCCGGGGCAACCAGCUACAUCCUGAGGGCAGAGUCACAGACCGGUGAUUUCUUCUCUGAGACCGAGGUGAGGGGCUCACCAGGCACCGUGGUGCAGCUCCAGCCCUACACUGGCUACAGGCUGAGCGUCAUGUCCGUCAAUAAAGGGGGGCGGAGUCAGCCCUCAUACCCCAUCAAGGCCAGGACAGUGGUGAUGGCGCCCAAAUUGAACACCACCUCUCCUAGCAACGACACCAUCCUUGUGACUUGGUCCCCCGUUAAGCACGCCGUCCUCUACACGCUCUGCAUCAUCCAAGAGGGCUCCAGCACCCGCCUUAAACUGAACACCACUGACACCACGGUGACCUUUGAUGCCCUUGAGGCAGGGACAACAUACUGUAUCAAGGGCACAGCCUGGGACUCUGAGGGUCGUGCUGGAGACGACCUCACUGUUUGCCAGAUCACACGUCCGCCAAGCCCAGAUGUGACCCACAUUCAGGUGACUCAGGGACGGUCUCUUGGAAUCGCUGUGUACUGGGUGAAGGUGCAGGGAGCAGAGACCUACGUUGCCUUGACCUCUAAUAGCCAAAACUGUUCCACGAUGGGCAUCAGUUACUGUAGUAUCUUUCCAGUGGAGUGUGGCCAGAACCACUCUGUCUCUGUCACAGCCUAUAAUUCAGCUGGACCCAGCAGCCCCUCACAGCCAGCAGACUACAUUACAUACCCGUGUCCCCCAGAGAACAUCUGGGUGGAGGAGCCCAAAGCAGGCAACUGCUCGGUGGUGUGGGACGAGGUGCCGCUGGUGGAGUACUACAUGGCCUUCAUAAAGCGGGACGAUGGCACCGAGAAGUCAUGUAACACCACUGGAACCACCUGCCCGUUUCUCUGCAUGUGUGGCUACACCUACCUCACCACCGUCUUCCCCUACAACCAGGCCGGCUCCAGCCCUUCUGCACAUGUCCGCAACUACACCACCAUUCCUUGUUGCCCACAGGGUGUUUCCGUGAAGCUGGUUUCCACAGAGACCCUGGAGAUCACGUGGUCACCAGUCAAAGGGGCAGAACUGUACGAGACAACAGCAGCACAGACCAAUGAUGUCAUCCACUGUAACGACACAGCACCGGUCUGUGCGCUGUCGGACCUGCAGUGCAACACAGCUUAUUCUGUGGUGGUCACACCUUGCAGCGAGUUACGAGGAUGUAACCGCACCUGUACACCACACACACAUGAGACAGCUCCAUGCGCUCCAGAGAUCCUGAAUAUGACGCAGUCCAACAAUUCCUCAUUGAGAGUCCUUUUCACCACCCCCAACAAUCAAAACACAAAUUACACAAUCACUGCUGUCGGACGCUAUGACACACACACUUGCAAUGCAAGAAACGGCUCCUGUGAGCUCACACAGCUGCCCUGCGGUUCAACCUACGAGGUCAUGGCAGUGGCCACCACAGCGGUAGGACGGAGUCUACCUGGAUACAGUAAACCUUUGGAAACAGGUCCUUGCUGCCCAACGACUGUGAAUGUGACCCAGGUCACACAGGCUAUGACCAAUGUGACCUGGUCAGCUGGCCGUGGAGCUCGUUCCUACAUCACCACCCUGACGUCCUCACGUGGACAUGCCAAGUGCCACACUCUGGACACCCACUGCCUGAUGGGAUGCAUCACCUGCGGCACCAACUACAGCGUCAACCUGGAAGCUAUCAGCAGCACCGGACACAAGUCAGAAUGCAAAUAUCGUGGAUUCUCAUCAAAUCCCUGCUGUCCAACAAGCGUCAAGCUCUAUCGCAGGGCCAACAACUCCCUAAGGGUCUACUGGCGAUCUUUGGGUUCUCAGAUCCAGAAUCACACAGUAGAAUUGUACGGUACAGGAGCCAACUACACCUGUAUCGCAGCUGCCGGCAGCAUAUACUGUGAUAUCCAGGAGGAAACCUGUGGGGACGUCUACACAGUAGUGGCUGCACCGGUGGGACAGAAUGGGAUCAAAGUCAGUUUCUGUCAACCAAGGACAUACUCAGUUCCCUGCCCAGGAAGUAAUGCUGGUAUGGUGAUCUCUCGUGGAAGACGAAGCGUGGAUUAAAUGCGUGAACCAGCCCACUACCACAACAAUAACACCCCCAACAUGGAUACUGUGUUUACACCAACAGCAACUGUGAAGAUCCAAUAUACCCAGAUGAAAUAUCACUCUUGUUUAGGAAUAUCUGUGCUGUGCUGUUACUGCUGUUUGCAAGAGAAUCUGUAUAUUCUGACUGUUUCUGAUCAAUAAAUAUGAAAAAAACACAAGUUAAAACACUAAAUAGGAACAAAAAUAAUGAAUAAAAGAGAGCUUUGGGAGAAAAAAUAAAUCACACCGUUAAUGAUAUUUAUCCAAUGUAUUUGAAAAUACUCUCCAUAUUUCUACUUUUUGUUGUAGGCUGCAUGUUAUUUGACUUUUUGCUCUCUGAUUGCUCAUGUUUAAUCACUACAGUUGCUCUUUCAUGAGUUGAUGACUUUAUGUAACCUCAACAUGUAACGAUAUCUGGUAAAAAAAAAGUAAGAAAAAGCAGAAACUGAAACUUUACAGUAAAGCCCCACUUAAACAUAUCAUGACAAUAAUCAUUCAAUCAUUAAAAUAAAUAAGAUCGUAGGACUUCUCCAAGUAGAAGACCUCCAUACGGCUGCUGUAUGUCUCCGGGUUGUAAAGCUGCCUGGUUGGUUAAAGUGGAGCAGCAAGUAUCCAUCAUCAUUAGCCUGGAGUCCUGCAUGGCGUGUCCUGUGGAUGAUACGUCUGAUCAGAUUGCUGGAGAUAGAUUCAGUGUCACCUCUGCUUUCAUUGGAUUUGUUUGCCCCCAGCUGACAGACGACAACAAUAAAACACAUUGUCUUUGCAUUACAA